Molecule: messenger RNA, 810 nt
Organism: Zootermopsis nevadensis
Lineage: Eukaryota; Metazoa; Arthropoda; Insecta; Blattodea; Termopsidae
Source: RefSeq, a predicted model, not a curated record
AGCAAAUAUUUGCAUAAGAUGUUCAGGUGCUUUAUAUAUAAACAAAUACUAACAAACAAAGUAUAUCAGCGCAAAUAAUUAGUGUAUGGUUCCGAGUGUGUUCUCAGGAUAAUGAUACGUGUCAUUGCCCAGGAAUUCGACACAUGGUUAUGAUGUCACGAAGAUCGUAUCCGUAAUUGCGAUGUUCGUAUUGCGCUUGAUGUGGGGGAUCCUCCGGCGUUGCAUCUGGCCAUUCGACGUAGAUUUCAGCAGGGUGUCGGAGAGGCCACGCCCGCUGUCUGAAGGAAGGACCCGGAGUGACGUUCAAGACAUUGGUCUGUCGGCGGGCGGAGUAAACGCCUCGCACGGAACACCAGAGCGACCGAUUCUGCAACUUGUCCGACAAACAACUUGGACCGGCGAUGAUGACAUCGGUCUGUCGGCGGACGGAGUAAACGCCUCGCACGGAACACCAGAGCGACCGAUUCUGCAACUUGUCCGACAAACAACUUGGACCGGCGAUGAUGACAUCGGUCUGUCGGCGGGCGGAGUCCGUCGGAAGUACCAACCAGUGCUUGGCCUGCAGAUUACGUACAGUAGACUGCGCUCUGUCCGCUCUGUCGUGGAUGAACCUGAUAUCGUAUUGGGAAGACUGCUGAUUCCAAAGGACCACGAUUUGGAGACUCUCCGUGCAUCAUUCGACAAGCAUAAAUUUGUAUUUUUUCAUCAUUUCUUUUGUUCGUAUUUGUUUCAUAAAAGUGUUGUCGAAGAACAAUACGAAAGCAAUUGUUAAGUAUUUUAGUGUUUUAAAAAUUUUCAAUAAAAUUAUGU